CCCAAGCAGAGCCCACCCAAGGGGCUGAGGAGGUGAGAGCUGAGCCGAGAUUGCCCGGAGAUGGCGAGGAAAAAACCUCCCCAGAGGAGACGUCGUGAGGCCUCCAGACGCUGCCUGGGGUGUGAGGAUGAGGUGGCAGAGGUGACUGUGGAGCUGAGAAGCAGCAGUGAAGAUGCUCCACUCACUGCAGCUCUGGUGACCCUUCAUCUGGAAAAGGCCAAAGAAAUUGCAAGGACGUUCUUGAGGCUGAUUUGCCAACUGACAGAUGACCUUGUCUUCCUGGGGAGAAAUCAUCUGAGCCCAUACAUCCUCAAGGCGCAAAAGAUGGUCCAGCAGAAGAAGAGGUUUAAAGUCUAUGCCUUGUUGCUCUCAGUGUAUCUUGCUGGUGUUUUCUGUGGGACCUCCCUGCCAGCUUGGACACUGCUGACAAAGGGCCUGAUGCAGGAGCUGACAAGUGUAUUUCCAGCAGGCCUGAAGACCUUCUGGAAUUCGGACAAGCUGACUGAAAUCCAAAAGUUGCAGCUUCUGCUGGAGGAGCUUUCCCAAGAAUUGACCAGGAUGACUUUGGAAUCCUAUGUCAAGACUGACUGGGCCCUGAAGAGCUCUGGAGCCACCAUUGACACCCAGAGAACUUCCCAGACCUACGACUGCAGAGAGAGUUGGGUCUGCAGGAUUUUAUAUUUCUUCUGGACUGCCAACCCUCCUGAUACUAUUCUGCAGCCAAAUGUUUCCCCAGGAAGCUGCUGGGCUUUCAAAGGGCAUGAGGGCCAGGUGGUCAUCAAGCUGCCAGCACGAGUCCACCUUACUGCCAUCACAGUGCAGCACAUCACCAAAGACGUCUCUCCGAGUGGCACCGUCAUCAGUGCCCCCAAAGACAUCGCUGUCUUUGGAGUGGAUGCAGACGGAGAAGAGGAAUCUCUCCUGGGGACAUUCACCUACAACGUGGAAAAAGAGCCCAUGCAGACCUUCCCUCUGAAGGACGUGCUGCCUCCCAGAGCAGAAGCCUUUUCAUAUGUCAAACUCCUUGUGAAGAGCAACUGGGGAAACCCGUGGUACACCUGCAUUUACCGAGUGCAGGUUCAUGGAAGGAUGGAAAACCAGAAAGCCUCAACCGACAUCCAGGAUGAAUAAGGAAGAAAAUGCAGAAGAAGAAAGGGGUGAGGGGUGUGAGGG
Molecule: messenger RNA, 1173 nt
Organism: Empidonax traillii (willow flycatcher)
Lineage: Eukaryota; Metazoa; Chordata; Aves; Passeriformes; Tyrannidae
Product: SUN domain-containing protein 5-like
Exons: 12
Coding region: 61-1131 (356 amino acids)
Biological process (GO): nuclear envelope organization
Cellular component (GO): nuclear envelope; meiotic nuclear membrane microtubule tethering complex
Molecular function (GO): protein-membrane adaptor activity
Source: RefSeq, a predicted model, not a curated record